This is a messenger RNA of Megalops cyprinoides (Indo-Pacific tarpon), 1530 nucleotides long. RefSeq names its product cysteine-rich secretory protein LCCL domain containing 1b (gene crispld1b). The record is from RefSeq and is a predicted model, not a curated record. The coding region runs from base 1 to 1530 and encodes 509 amino acids. The transcript is spliced from 14 exons. Lineage: Eukaryota; Metazoa; Chordata; Actinopteri; Elopiformes; Megalopidae. Gene Ontology annotation, cellular component: extracellular region.
AUGAAGCGUUUACCCUGGGACUGGCAGAGAGGGACAGCCGCUCUUCUAUUUAUAUCCCAAACAGUGGUCGCCAUGGUGAUCCCUAACUCCACCCACCUGGAGGCUAUGCUGGAAAAGUACCUUGAGGAGGAUGGAGAGGGGGUGGCGCCCAGGCUGAGGGGGAAGAGAGCCAUCAGUGAGAGUGACAUGCACCUGAUCCUGGAUCUGCACAAUAAGCUGAGGGGGGAAGUCUACCCGCAAGCCUCAAAUAUGGAGUACAUGGUGUGGGACACAGAGCUCGAGAGAAGCGCGGAAGCCUGGGCUCACACUUGCCUUUGGGAGCACGGCCCAGCCAGCAUGCUGACCCAGAUCGGACAGAACCUGGGGGCUCACUGGGGCAGAGACCGGCCGCCUACCUUUCACGUCCAGGCCUGGUAUGAUGAAGUGAGGGACUUCUCUUACCCCUAUCCCCAGGAAUGUGACCCUUACUGUCCUUACCGCUGCCGUGGGCCAGUGUGCACCCACUACACACAGCUGGUUUGGGCCACUAGCAAUAGGAUUGGCUGUGCCAUCAAUGUGUGCUACAACAUGAACGUGUGGGGGAUGAUCUGGGCCAAAGCCGUCUACCUGGUCUGCAAUUACUCCCCGCCGGGGAACUGGUGGGGGCAUGCCCCGUACAAACAUGGCAGCCCAUGCUCGGCUUGCCCCCCCAGCUAUGGCGGGGGGUGCAGGGACAAUCUGUGCUAUAAAGAAGAUGGGGCGGAAAGACGAUACCAUCCUGAAACAGAAGAAACAAACUACAUUGAGCCUGAAGUGCCCAGAACUCCAGAACCCAGGUCACGAGGGCAUUCCCCCACCCCCUCCCCGAACGAACACACGGAGAGGAACGAGGUGGUGAGCACCAGGCAGAUGUCCCAGCAGGUGUCCUGUGAGGAUAAGCUACGUGAUAAAUGCAAAGGAACAACCUGUAACAGGUACGAAUGCCCAGCUGGCUGCUCACACAGCAAAGCCAAAGUAUUCGGAAGUGGCUAUUACGACAUGCAAUCUAGUAUUUGCGGUGCUGGUUUACAUGCUGGGAUAGUGGACAAUGAGGGAGGCUGGCUGGAUAUCACAAGAGUGGGGAGGAAAGAGCACUUCACAAAAUCCAACAAAAAUGGGGUGCAGACUCUGGGAAAAUCACAGAGUGCAAACGCUUUCACGGUGUCAAAAGUUCCAGUGAAAGCUAUCACGUGUGAGACUACAGUUGCCCAGCUCUGCCCUUUCAAAAAGCCAGUUAGACACUGUCCAAGGUUAUACUGCCCCCGUAACUGUGUCCAGGAGCACUAUCACUAUGCCAGAGUCAUCGGGACUCGUGUUUACUCAGAUAAAUCCAGCAUUUGCCGUGCUGCCAUCCACGCUGGGGUCAUUAAGAAUGAAGCAGGAGGAUACCUGGACGUGAUGCCUGUGGACAGGAGGCGGCAGUACAUUGGCUCGUACCAGAACGGGAUCUCCUCGGAGAGCAUACGGAAUCCUUCAGCAGGCAAAGCAUUCCGAGUGUUUGCGGUCAUUUGA